Molecule: messenger RNA, 800 nt
Organism: Phaethon lepturus (White-tailed tropicbird)
Lineage: Eukaryota; Metazoa; Chordata; Aves; Phaethontiformes; Phaethontidae
Gene: PRIM1
Product: primase, DNA, polypeptide 1 (49kDa)
Exons: 9
Biological process (GO): DNA replication, synthesis of primer
Cellular component (GO): alpha DNA polymerase:primase complex
Source: RefSeq, a predicted model, not a curated record
AGGACCUGGGCAUGAGGCAUCGCCUCUGGGUGUACUCGGGCCGGAGGGGUGUCCACUGCUGGGUGUGCGAUGACGCGGUGCGGAAGUGGUCCCCGGCACUGCGGGCGGCUGCCGUGGAAUACCUGACCCUGGUGAAGGGAGGAGCAGAGACCGUGAAGAAGGUGAACCUCUCUGAGCCCAUCCAUCCUUUUAUCAGGCAGUCGGUCAACGUGGUGGAGAAGUACUUCGAGGCAUACGCGCUGGUGGGCCAGGACAUCCUGGGCAGCCCUGAGAGCUGGGACAAGGUGCUGGCCCUCGUCCCGGAGGAGCACCGCGAGCCACUGCAGGGCGAGUUCCCCAAGAAGCGGGACUCGGUGCAGCGCUGGGAGCUGCUGAAGGGCAGGAUGGAGGGGACCGGGAGGAGCACGCCAUGCUACGCGGACUGGGAGAUCAUGCUACAGUACUGCUUCCCCCGCCUCGACAUCAACGUCAGCAAAGGCGUCGGGCACCUGCUGAAGAGCCCCUUCAGUGUCCACCCCAAAACAGGUUGCAUUUCAGUGCCACUGGAUCUCCAGAGGCUGGACCAGUUUGACCCAUUCACUGUCCCCACCAUCAGCUCCUUGUGCCACGAGCUGGACACGGCCGGCGAUGACAGGGAGCAGGAGGAUGGUGGGGAGACAGAGCCAAAGCGCCGUGUGCGAGACUACAAGAAGACAAGCCUGGCACCCUAUGUGCGGGUCUUCGAGCAGUUCGUGGAGGAGAUGGAGCAUGCCCGGAGGGGAGAACUGCUCCGGAGAAGUGACCUGCAAGGAGACUUCUGA